AGUUUCAACCAAGCAAGCAUCUGGACCAUUCACUUAAAAUUAUCCACGUGUCGUAUUUUGGCGGGGGCAAAACAAAGAAGUGCAAGAUUAAAGAAAAACAGAGGAUUUUUAUCGUAAAAAAAAGGGCUCAUUUUCUUCUCGCCUAUUGGAAACACCACGAAAGUACUCUGCUACUCCUCUGCUGGAUUCGUCUGCAACUCAAGCUGCAGCAGGACUCCUUUGCGUCCUUAACUCCCGUUAACUCUCUACAACUUUCGUGAGGGCUCUGCAACUUCUGAAAGAAACUCUCUCUUGUGAUCCCUCUGCAACUCUUCUCAAGCUCAAAAGUGGACUCCACUGCUCUGCAACUCUCGAUCUGGUUAUUUGCUUCAAGAAGAUCCGGUUCAUUCUACUACAGAACAGGGAAGAGAAGACGCGUCUGGCCAAGUAUUACGUCCCUCUCAAGGAAUCUGAGAAACACAAAGUCGAAUACGAGGUUCAUCGAUUGGUGGUCAAUAGGGAUCUCAAAUUGACGAAUUUCGUUGAGCAGAUUUGAUUGGAUUGGCUGAAAGAUUUAUCUUUGUUCGAUAUACCUGGUUGUAGCUGUUCUUCCCAUCAAUCUGUUGGGGCCCAAAAGGCCUUAAAAGAGCCUUUCCAGACAAGAGAUUAAGAGGAGGCAUAAUUCUGAAGGCCUUUUCUGUUCUCUGUUGUCUCUGUAGAUGGAUUCUGUCAUUUCUGAACCAGCGGAUGAAGGAAUGCUUCCUGAAUGGGCAUUCAGUUGUGACCUGGAAGUAGAUUAUGCAUCUGAGAAGAAUGCAUCCAUGGUAUAUGCUGCAUUAGCUGUUGAUAAGGAGUUGCAGCCAGACAAAGUGAAAAGGCAGAUGUCAGUCUUUAAUGGAAAGCUCUUAGUGCAUUUUGAGGCUGUGGAGGCAAGAUUUCUCCGUGCGUCAUUCAGUGCAUUUGUUGACAUUCUAACACUUGCCACAAAAACAAUUGAACAUUGUGGACCUAGUAUAGAAUUUUGAUGUUGGUUGAGUAGCGUAUUGUAGUUCGAACCAUUGAUUAUGAUUUGAGGGACUUAAUUGAAAAUUUUACGUUCUUCCGAAAUGGAUGGAUUAUUUUUCUCUGUCA
This is a messenger RNA of Macadamia integrifolia, 1110 nucleotides long. RefSeq lists its product as uncharacterized. Lineage: Eukaryota; Viridiplantae; Streptophyta; Magnoliopsida; Proteales; Proteaceae. The coding region runs from base 699 to 1004 and encodes 101 amino acids. The transcript has 8 exons. The record is from RefSeq and is a predicted model, not a curated record. Gene Ontology annotation, cellular component: EKC/KEOPS complex.